Bactrocera dorsalis (oriental fruit fly) is the source of this 1969-nucleotide messenger RNA. RefSeq lists its product as uncharacterized. The transcript has 4 exons. The coding region runs from base 1439 to 1840 and encodes 133 amino acids. The record is from RefSeq and is a predicted model, not a curated record. Lineage: Eukaryota; Metazoa; Arthropoda; Insecta; Diptera; Tephritidae.
GUCAAAUCGUAAUGAUAUGAAACCAUUUUUGAUUGGCGCAUAUGUAGGUAACCGUAAGCCGAAUUCCAUAAACCAGUUUUUCACAAAUUUUGUAGAUGAAAUAAAGCACUUAAAUGAUCAUGGCUGGUUUUUGAAUGGAAUAAAAAUGUCUAUAAAAAUUUGCAAAUUUAUUUGCGAUGCUCCGGCAAGAGCAUUUCUUGCCGGUGUUGUUGGCCACACAAACAGCAAUGGGUGUUCAAAAUGCACACAAACUGGUAAGAAGAUUAAUAAAAGAUUAACUUACAGUAAAACUCCCGCACAAUUAAGAACAGAUGAAAGUUUUAAAAAUAGAAACGAUAGACUUCAUCACUGCGUAGAUUUUUUGCAAAGUCCAAAUGUUCUCGAAAAAAUUGGAAUUAAUAUGGUUACGCAUAUACCUUUGGACCCCAUGCACCUUGUCGAUCUUGGUUGCACAAAAAAGAUAUUGACUGCAAUUUGGGAAAAUAAACAUAAAACUCGUAAGAUAACUUCUCUUCAGAAAGUUGAAUUAAACAAAAAAAUAAAAAGUAUUCGAAAAUACAUUCCAAAGGAAUUUGGUCGAAAGCCAAGGGAGUUUGAUGAAUUGGCCAGAUGGAAAGCCAUCGAAUUCAGGCAAUUUUUGCUUUAUACUGGCAUUGUACUCUGCAAGGACUAUUUUGAUGAGAAUUUGUUUUAUCCCAUUUUUAUUGCUGCACUGCGUGUAUCGAAUUUCCUCUUCAAAUAAAUGGGAAAAUAAUUUGCCUUUCGUUCGACAGAUGCUUUGCGAUUUCGUUGAACAGUUUGGAUCCAUUUAUGGAGAAGAAAAAUUGUCAUACAAUAUUCACAAUUUGUUACAUUUGCCUGAUUGCAUUGAAAACUUUGGUAAUGUGGAUAAUUUUUCGAGCUAUAAAUUUGAAAAUUACUUACAAGUUUUAAAGCAAGAUGUCCGUCAACCUAACAAAAUAUUGCAACAAAUAUAUAAUAGAUGUGCGGAACGACAUGCGUUUUCAGUAGAUUUACCCAAAGCAACAGGUUUAAAAAAUGUCAUAGAAGGAUCUGAUCUCUAAAAAAAUUAUAAAACGGACAUGUUUAUACUUAGUUCUAAAGCACCAGAUAAUUGUUGUUUUUAUCCCCAUCAGAGUUGUUGGAUUUUGUAAAGAAAAUGAAGAAGAAUAUGUUUUAGGGAAUAGAUAUACAGCAAUAGAGAAUUUUUUUGAGCUACCAGUUAGAAGUUUGGAAUUGGGAAUUGGAUUAGUGCAUGAAGUCGCCACUAAAUUUAAUGUAAAAGAGUUAUUGUACAAGGUGAUGUGCUUGCCAUAUCAAGAUAAAAUGGUUUUUUUGCCAAUUCUUCAUCACUUCACACUUUAAUUAUCCUUUCAAUUGAAUAUGUAAAUUAAAACAUAUAAUAUAAAUAUAAUCGAUUUAGACUAAAUAUUCCAAAAUGUCAAAACGGAGCUACAUGAUGAUAAAUGACGAAAAUUCUCCACCUUGUGAGUGUGGAAAUAAAAUGAAAAAAUUUGAAGAAGAGGUGCAACAAAUGAAGAACUUAAUUUGUGAGCUACAUAAACUGUUAGAGAAAGCAUUUCCAAAAUCUACAAGCCUGGACAUAUUUCCAAUAAAAAGCGUUGAAGAAAUGGAACAUUUUGAGGAAAAUACUGAAAUGUUUCCAAAAAAUGACGUAAUUUGUAGCAAUAAAGAAUGUAUAGGUUCAACAUCUAUUACAAAAUCUCUACAAUUUAUCAUCACUGAAGAGUGCUUGUUAGAGUACAAUUGGGAUGGGCUGCAGAAGAAAAAAUCAUUAAAAAAACCAACUUAUUUGGAAAAUUUGUGUUUGAUGCUCUGAAGUCCCCCGAAUACGGCUUCCCAAAUUACGAAAAUGGCAUUAAAAAAUCGAUACAAUUAAUAAAAAAUAGGGUGUAUAAAAAAACCUACGAUAAUAAAUCAAAAUAAUAUAUUGAUGAAUUAAAAGUCU